AUGGUCAGUAAGGGACCGUCUAAAAAGUGCAUGUGCAACUAUCUGUCCUAUGAGAAGUCCAUCAGUAAGACUGUCCAUGUAGGAGGAGAUUUGAAUAUCAGCUGUAAAUACCCACAAUCCCUCAGGAGUGACCCCAAGUUUCUCUGCAAGACGAGUCUGCUAGAUUCUGCUUGUUCUUAUAAAGAAUCUGUUAAAGAAAGUAGAAAAUAUGUAAAUGAGGGGAAAUUCUCCCUGUAUGAUGACAGAGAAACACAAAUGUUGACUGUGAGUAUUAGAAAUGUAACUGAGCAGGACUCUGGUGAAUACUGGUGUGGAGCUGAAGCAGCCUGGACAUCUGAUCAUGGAUACAAGGUUUAUUUCACACAGAUCGACCUGACAGUUACUGUUUUCACUGCUUUAGACCCAUUUGUCCCAGUUUCAACCUCGAAACCAACACAACCUUCAUCAUCACCAUCAUCUUCUUCUUCAUCUGAGUCUGCUCCAGCUUCUCCUCCAGCAGGAUUUCCAGUUUCCAUUGUGAUCACUGUGUCUGUAAUUCUGCUGCUGCUUCUGAUUGCAAUCUCAUUCCUCUUUGUGAUUCUACAAAAAACACACAAGAAUCAAGGAGGUACAUUUUCUACUGGCAGGAGUUCUGUCCAAACCUCAGGAAAUCACCAAGGGGUUCCUCCUGAUAUCUGUUUCUAUGAGGAGAUUGAAGACACCAGACAACUUUCUGCCUCAGACACUGUUUCUUUUUCAGUUUACUCUACUGCUCAACUACCCACAAUCCUCGCUGAUCCUGAAACUGUUUAUUCAAACAUAGAGUUAUCCACAAUUCUCUGUGAUUCUACUGUUUAUUCUACUAUUCAACGACCCUCAAUCCCCUCUGAUCAGGACAUCUACUCCACAGCUCAGUUACCCACACGUCUCUCGGCUGAGAAAUCUGAUGAAGGUCUGACUUAGGCAGCAGUGAGUUUUCACUCCAGGGCCACCAGCUCUAAUGAUGCAGUUCCACAGAUUCUCUUUAAGAAGGAAGAGGACUCGUGUGACUAUGAUACAGUCAGUCAUGUUAAUUCAUGUGGCUAGUUUCUCAUCAUUAGUGCUGCAACCAUGUGGCACUGGAACUCUACCGCUUUGUUUUCUUCUUCAUCAUCAUCAAAAUAUGUUGGUUAUUAUUAGGCAAAAAAAAGACUGAUAAGUGGUCAUUAUUUUUUCAAGAUUAAGUCUGUGAGGAUUGCGGGAGUGGAUUCUACGGAAGCCGUAAGUGGCCAUGCAUUGUUCAUUUUUCUUUAAUGCUUUCUCGUGAUCUCGACUUAAUUAUUCUAUGUAUUAGACAUCCAUCGUCCCGAAGUCAGUGGGUUUUUUGAAUGCGUUUUUGGUUAAAUGCCUGAAAUAAGGUCUGUGGUUAACACAAUCUCAAGAUUUUUUCACGUUUUAUUCUAUGACAUAAAAGAUAUCAGUAGUACUCCACUCAUGAUUUUGAAAAAGGUGGCUGCUGACGAGUGGCUAAAUGAGAGUACAGAGAUUAUCGAGGAAAUUAAACGUCAUUACGCCGAACAGGAAAACUCAUCUACUACAGCCUCGUUGUGUUUAUACUCGCGCUCUUGCACAAAUAUUCCACACUCAGACUUUCCAACUUGUAGAUUUAUCAGUUUAUAAUAUUUUCCAUUGGUAGUGUUUUUUAAAUAAAGAUUGAAAGAGUUGUCGGAAGCGUAGCGGUGCUGACGUUGAAGUCAUGCGACUGUGGUGUAGUUCGUUUAUAGCCUAACAUUAGCUUUUUUCUACUGCCGAUUGUAUUUAGGCUACAAAAUUCAUAAAGUUGUGUUAAUUUGUGAAGAAUUUCUUGAUAAACAAAACGUGUGAGAAUCAUAAACUUUAGUUGGUCACAGAGUUUAUUUUCUGCAAUAAUCUAAAAACCAAUGGGAAAAUCCUAUUGGAUUUUUGCAGAGGGAACCAGGCUGAUGCUACCUUCUGGUGUUGGCUUACAAAAAUACAUCAUCCAUGCAGGAUUGAGGACCUCCACAUUAGCGUCCGAUACUUGAGAAGGAGACACACCUCUCUCUUAAUGUGGAGAUAAAGUCCAUCUCUACAACGGGCAAUUAUUACAUUUAUGAGGCCAAAGAUGCCAACGUGCAUGCAACACCAGUCCCACUCACAAGGCAGGAGAUUUUCUCUGGACUAUAUUACGUACAACUUUGGUUAUGUCCUGAUCACGAGAAAACAACUAAGAAAAAAAUUAACAAUGCAUGACCGUUUAGGGCUUCCGUAGGAUUCAACAUUUGAAAAUUUUUUUUUACACCUUCAGCCCGCCCCCAAUUCCAAAUAGAAUGGGGCGGGGCUGCACUUUUGACGGGGCUACAUGCGUCACUCCGCCCAUAACUGGUCUCAUUGGUUAGUGGCAAUGUAAUGAGGUCGACGGCUCGGUACUAUCACAGGAAAUGCAGUUGGUAACAAUGCUUACGACUCACAUGUGAUAUUAAGUUGUGUUUGAUAUUAUUGUUUAUUAAUAAGCUACAACACACUUAAUACAUUGUCAAUUUGUCUAUUUUUUAUUUUUCAAACAAGAAUCCUCUUACUGCUUUACUUGGCUGAUUUUCAUUUAGCCUUAUAUGUCACAUCAUGUCACAUGGGCAUUAAGAACUAUAAGUCUCAAUGUCAACGAAUUUUGUUGAUGUACAAAUUCUUAUGGUUGUUAAUCUCUGGCUGUUUAUUUAUUUAUUUAUUUAUUAUAUAUUUGCUUUAGAAUAACGCAACAGAUUUUUAACAUUUAUAUAAAAGAUGAUUUAUUCUCAGCAAGAGUGUCAAGUUUUAAGAUAGAGAAAUUAUGAAUUAACUUAAUAAAGAAAGGAUAAAUGGUAAGAA
This is a messenger RNA of Ictalurus furcatus (blue catfish), 2841 nucleotides long. Its product is annotated as CMRF35-like molecule 6. The record is from RefSeq and is a predicted model, not a curated record. Lineage: Eukaryota; Metazoa; Chordata; Actinopteri; Siluriformes; Ictaluridae. The transcript is spliced from 6 exons. The coding region runs from base 1 to 942 and encodes 313 amino acids.